CGCCGGUUGGGCUCAGGGAAAAGAAAACAACCACUUGUCUGUUCUCAUGGUCAACCCUCCUCCCUCUUAGCCACGGCUUAUUUGGUCUCCGAUCAUUUUCAUCCUUUUUGCCGUUCGUAUAUUUAAGCUGCCCGGAAAAUGACAUUGCCUGUCUUCCUCUUCAAACAGUGGCAUUUGGCACGGACAAAAUGAUGUUGUUAUAACCAAAUGAGACCUAAUACCAAGAAGGAUCGAAAACGAUGUGUAUAUAAUUGUUGUAUUAGACGUAUACGUUCGUAAUAUAAUAAUUGUUGUUAUGAUAGGGUACAGUAGCAGAGUCUCUUUGAACUUGUAAAGAUGAUGUUUUGUUGGUGGAGUCCAAAUGUCUUUUCUUCUCUCUGGAGUUUUUGAACUAGUAGAAGGAUAUAAAUGUGGCCGAACAGAAAUAAUUAUUAUGAUAAUAAUAUACUCAAGAAAAUAGGAGAUGGGAGCCGAGAAAUCGGAAGGGAAAGGGAGCCGGCCGUCAGUCAAGCCAUCUAGAAAAAGGGGCAACCCAAAUAUGAUAUCUUCUUUCUUUGUUUUUCUUAGUAACGGUUUUCUUUUUUCUAGAAGACAUCCCCAACGCCAACAGCAACAGUGGUAAACGGUGCGAUGUGAUCCAAUCGGGUACGUGGUUCAGAAGUUGGAUAUCAAAUACUAUACGGUUUUAGAUCAGAUUAUAUUUGUGCAGUUUAGUCGGGUACUUUUUUACUAAAUAGACUAUAUUGAGCGAAAAUGAAUAGUUAAUUUAUUUAAACAAACGAAAAGAUGAACUAAUAGGCGAGGGGAAAAGUUUGAAAAAUACUAAUUUCAUCAUGCAUGCAUAAUUUUUAACUCUAAGUCAAAUAAAUAACAAAGAAAAAAUCGGAGCAAUUCAACUUACAUCAUAACGUCACAAUUAACAUCAACAUAAUGUCACAUAUAGGCACGCGACUGUCUCUACUCGCUGGUGGACUGUGGUUUGCAAGCGAAGGAGAGAGGACACGAUUCGCAAAGUUAUGUUUGAGACUUGGGUCUUCUUGGGAGAGUGGUGGGAGUGGGCUGCUAACACGAAAUGAAAAUUGAGUUGGUUCCACUAUCCAAUCCGAUAAACUACGAUACGUAUGAUAUCAAACAAACAGAUGAAAACAUCCUAUAUUACAGACCAGGAGCCAAAUCAAAAAACAUUCUUAAUAGUUUUGCAAUCCAUAUCAAACGAAAUAAUCAUGUUUGAUCAGCACUGUCCUAGAAGGGCCUCUAGAAGGCCGAUCGAUUGAAUGAUACUAAUACUGAUAUUUUAUAAACAAAAAGUCCAAACUCUUGUACCCUCGCUCUGCUUUCUCUUCAGGUUCAGCGUAUUGUAUAAAUCAAAACCCAAAACAGGAUCAAAGAUACUCCCCAUCACAACAAACCAAACCAAAGAAACACAUCCAGCCAGCCACCAUCCUUCCUCUGCGAAUCCACAAAAAAUAUGGAAGCAUCCUCGUUUCCGAUAAUCCCACUGUUACUUCCUUUUCCUUUUCCUUCUGUUGAUGGUGAUGAGGAUCAAUACCCAAUCUCCCCCAAAAUUACCACUUCUACAACUCAUACCCCAACUGCCCACGAUGGAGAAGAAGUGGAAAAUGAUGAUGAAGAAGACACUCUUUCGCUGUGCGAUCUUCCUCUCCACAACAGCAACAACGACAUCAAUCAUAUUGCUGCAGCGGCAUCUCCUGAUAUGAAUAAUGACGAUGAAGAUGGGUUCGAGUUCUCGAGGGAGUACUCAUUCACAGCUGAUCAUCUUCUCGGUCUUGAUUCUACUAACAAAGACAACAACAACAACAAUGGUAAUAGUACAAUCGUCUUCUGUGGGAAGCUCAUUGCUCACAGACAAUUAGCAGCAGUCCAACAACAACAGCAGCAGCGACAAGACGGGGUCGUAUUGGUGAGCAACGAGAAGAAAAGGAAGCAGGAAGAACAGGGCAAUAAGAAGAAGAAACAGAGUGGCAGGAUUUUCCCCUGGAAUAUGAAAUCAUUCUCCACCUCCUCUUCCUCCUCGUCGUCAAAUUCAUCAUCUAAUUCGUCUUGUUCGUCGCCGGUGAAGAAGAAGGGCGGUCGGAUAGCUGGGAGAUCGAGUUCAAGAGGGUAUCUCUGCUUGGCGUUUGGGAUGGAGUGGAAGUUCCCGGUGAGGAGUAUGGAUCUCAAAGAUAUAAAGCGGCGGCAGAGCCGCCGGAGUUUCACCAGCCUUGAUUUUGAUGUCUCGACGUCAUCGGCGUCGUCUUCGAUGCUGCCGGAUGAUAAUUCCACCGCCGUCGGUGCUAAAUCUGGAAAGGGUUUGUGGUGUUUGAUUAGGGUUUUGGCCGGCGCCCGUCCUUGAUUAAUUAAGUUUUACCUUUUACCGACCGCCUUACCGUUUCGUCGAUUCCAUUUUUUUUUUUUUUUUUUUUUUACCGAGGACCCGUUCUUCUACUGAUGGCUUCACUGUUACUGUUCUGUUUAGGGGUGUAAUUAGUUUGUAAUUACUGAUCACUAAGAGUUUUCUGUAUAUGACUAAUCAUCAUAAUAUAUUUAAUUUAAUGAGUACUUGUCGAUAUUCUCUUUAGUUAUCUCGUAGUUGUCAUGUGGGUUAGUUAAUGACCAUGCCUUAAUAAGAACAUUUUGUGCACUACCACCAAGCAAAUUAAUAAGAAGAUUUUAUAGUGAAAUGUUCCACAUGUUUGAUUUAUCUUAGAUAUUAUUAUGAAACCCCGAAUGAAGAUACCAUGCCUCGGUUAAAAAUUUCGAUUAAUUUUGAAAGAAUAUAUGAGGUGAUUGAGAUAAUGUUGAGACAAGGAUAAGAUGUAUUUAUUUCGGUAACAAGAAUUUGACAAUUAUCGUUAAAAUAUUUAAGAAAAAAUUUAAUGGUUUUCAUAUUAUAAAUAAAAGUGAGAUUUUAUUGCUGGCGUUGCUAUAAUUUCAUAUAAGGUGGGGUUUGAACGACGAGGACUAGGUUCAAGGAGUAAGGAGUUGAGGAGGAUGUCAAUUGAGAAUGAGAUUUGAGCAUGAGAUGUAAAAAUUAGAAGCAUGAAUACAAAGUGUAUUUGCACCCCAAAAUAUGUUAGCUUGUAGGUUAAUACUCAAAUUGGGUGCAAAAAUGUUAGUCUGUUGGUAAAUACUCAAAUUGAUAUGACGUAGUAUUAUAUUCGAAUUUCAUCCUCUAACAUGUUACUCCGAGUUUUGAGGUUCAAGACUUUCUUUCAUUUGUUGUUGUAUUCUCCUAUACCCUCGUAUUAAUCUAUCCAUAAGUUCAGUAUCGGGUCUUUAAAAUUAAAAAAAAGGAAUGACAUAUAAAUUUGAUAAUGAAAUAUUUCCCAACAAAUUGAGUAAUUAGGAUUAAAUGAUUUGUUCGUUAACACAGUAUCAGAGCUUUCUGUCGAGAAGUCUUGUCAUAGGGCAUCCACCUAUGUUUGUUAGUUGAUUCAAUCACAUAUAUAAGUUGUACUUGGAUGCAUGAUCCGUUGAUUAUGUACUAUGCCAAAUUUAACUCUAUUAACAAAUAUUAGUGCUACUCAUACUUUGUUAGGUUAGGUCAAGGAGAAGCAGUAGUCAAAGAAGGUGUCAUUAGCUUAUGUUUCUUCGUUCUAGAUGCGGAGGAAGUCCAAAGUAAGAGCAUUGUAGGCCACACUUUGGACCGAGGAAAUGAUCCAUGGAGUCUGGUUUGGUCUGGACUGGAUCCACCAAAUCCACAAAUGGGCUCAAAGCCUCUAGAAGUAGAAAGCACACGCUUUUGAAUUCAGAGUGUGAAGAACAUAUACCAGACAAGACAAUUGAGGUAAACGAUAUUUUGUCAAGGGAAAGAAUGGUGUAAGUUAGUGUUAUCUGGGUGAGGGUGGUAAGGAAAUUAAUCAACUCUACACAUACCUAAAAUUUCAUCGAAAAAUGCAAAGAACAAGUUCGCUUCGAAUGAGUUUCGGUCGAAGCUUUUCUAUACGCGACUAAUUCAAGCCCAAUUCAAACACAUUUAACUAUAUAAUAUGAUAAAGUUGAACUCUUUGAAGCCACCCAAUUUUUUUGAAAUGGGCACAUGUUGUUAUGCAAAUCAAUUUGGUCUGGUGGCUAUGUAUAAACUAUGAACGACGCUUACUAAGGAACAAGACCAAAGGUUGCUCAAUUGCAUUCUCUUUAAUUAUGCAGCCAUUGCCAUUAGUCACCAACCCACUGAAACUAAUUGCGUCUCUAAUUCUGUCUUAUUAGAAAAUUUUGAUAUUUCAAUUUCAACUACUCCCCCUAUGCUCUAAUUCCCCCAAAUUAACUUUAUUAGACAAG
Molecule: messenger RNA, 4281 nt
Organism: Linum trigynum
Lineage: Eukaryota; Viridiplantae; Streptophyta; Magnoliopsida; Malpighiales; Linaceae
Source: the annotation of a GenBank genome assembly